UCGACGCGGCGUUGAACUCAUGGAGCAACCCGGAGCUUCAGUCCAAGCUGCGGGAGCUCGGAGCUCCAACGAUGGGUCCCAGAGAGGAGCUGAUUGACAGGCUGAAGGGAUACAUGAUGCAGACUGGAAUCCUCCUCAGCAAACCUAACGAUGACAAAGCGAUGGGCUCGCAGGUGCCAGGUAUGCCACCCAUGCCCCCGAUGCCCAUGCCGCCCAUGCCUCCCGGUAUAGGAAUGCUCCAGGCUAUGAGCAUGAUGCCCGGAGGGCCCCCUCCGCCUGGCAUCCACAUGGGCAUGGAGCCCCCGGGUUUGCCUCCUCCAGGCCUGUCGCAGGAUGAUCAGCUGAAGAUGGCUCAGCAGAGAGCAGCCAUGGUGUUACAGCAGGAGGAGCGAGCCAAGCAGCAGGGUGAUUCCCGUGUCAUGGAUGAACACGAUCUCCUGGAACAGCAGAAAAGGGCUGCUGUGCUGCUAGAACAGGAGCGUCAGCAGGAGAUGGCUAAGAUGGGAGGACCCAGAUCCAUGCCCACUGUCAGCCCGAUGCGAGGAAUCGAUCCCCGCGCUCCGCUGCCACCUGGUGUCAGUAUGCUGCCAACGCAGAAACAGAGAGUGCCGCCUCCUCCAGGAGAAGAUAACCGAGAGCCCUGGCAGAGCGAGGAGGAGCGUGGAGCGAGCGGGCCCAAGAUCCCUCAAGCUCUGGAGAAGAUCCUCCAACUGAAGGAGAUCAGACAGGAGCAGCUCACCGAGCCCGCAGAAGAGGAGGAAGAUGACGAUGCAGAGAUGAACUCGUCCGCACCGGUCAUGUCUGAGACGGAGGAAGACGACAGCCAGAUAUCAAAGAAAGACAAAAACCGCAAACGCCGAAACCGCAAGAAGAAGAGCAAGCAGAAGCGAGCCCAGGAGAAGAAGGAGCAGGCGGAGCAGCAGCAGAAAAAGGAGGAGGGCAGCGACAAGGAGAAGGAGAAGGACAAGGAGAAGGAGUCAGAGGUGGAGAUCGAGUACAUCACAGAGGAGCCGGAGAUCUACGACCCCAACUUCAUCUUCUUCAAGAGGAUCUUUGAGGCGUUCAAGCUGACCGACGACGUGAAGAAAGAGAAGGAGAAGGAGCCCGAGAAGGCGGAGAAGCAGGAGACGGCCAUUCUGCGGAAAAAGGGAUUCGAGGAUGAGAAGAAAGACAGCGACGACAGCGACGAGGAAAUCAGACCAGAUGUACCGAAACUCUCAAAGAAGAAGCUGAGGAGGAUGAACAGGCUGACUGUGGCCGAACUCAAGCAGCUGGUGGCUCGUCCAGAUGUGGUGGAGAUGCACGACGUGACGGCACAGGAGCCCAAGCUGCUGGUCCACCUGAAGGCCACCAGGAACACGGUGCCAGUACCCCGCCACUGGUGCUUCAAAAGGAAGUACCUGCAGGGCAAGAGGGGUAUAGAGAAGCCUCCGUUCGAGCUGCCCGAGUUCAUCAAGAAAACAGGGAUCCAGGAGAUGAGGGAGGCCCUGCAGGAGAAGGAGGACGCCAAAACCAUGAAAACCAAAAUGAGGGAGAAGGUUCGACCCAAGAUGGGGAAGAUCGACAUCGACUACCAGAAGCUGCACGACGCCUUCUUCAAGUGGCAGAUCAAACCCAAGCUCACCAUCCACGGAGACCUUUACUACGAGGGAAAAGAGUUUGAAACUCGGCUGAAGGAGAAGAAGCCGGGCGAUCUGUCCGACGAGCUGCGUAUCGCUCUGGGCAUGCCCGUUGGACCCAACGCCCACAAGGUGCCUCCUCCCUGGUUGAUAGCCAUGCAGCGGUACGGCCCUCCUCCGUCCUACCCGAAUCUCAAGAUCCCCGGACUCAACUCCCCCAUCCCGGACAAUUGUACGUUCGGUUAUCACGCCGGAGGCUGGGGGAAGCCGCCGGUAGACGAGAUGGGCAAACCUCUUUACGGUGACGUGUUCGGGACCAACGCUGCAGACUUCCAGGCCAAAGCGGAGGAGGAGGAGGUGGAUCACACACCGUGGGGAGAGCUCGAGCCUUCGGACGAGGAGUCAUCGGAGGAAGAGGAGGAGGAGGAGAGCGACGAGGAGAAGCCGGACGAGACCGGAUUCUUCACGCCGGCGGACAGUGGGCUGAUCACGCCUGGAGGCUUCUCAUCAGUACCCGCCGGCAUGGAGACCCCAGAGCUGAUCGAGCUGAGGAAGAAGAAGAUCGAGGAGGCCAUGGACGGAAACGAGACGCCUCAGCUGUUCACGGUGCUCCCAGAGAGACGAACCGGCCCCGUCGGAGCAGCCAUGAUGGCCUCAACACACAUCUACGACGUGUCGGGGGCCAUGGCGGGGCGUAAGGCGGGCGGAGGGCAGGAGUCGCAGGGCGUAGAGGUGGCGCUGGCUCCGGAGGAGUUGGAGCUCGACCCCAUGGCCAUGACGCAGAAGUACGAGGAGCACGUCAGAGAGCAGCAGGCCCAGGUGGAGAAGGAAGACUUCAGCGACAUGGUGGCUGAGCACGCUGCCAAACAGAAGCAAAAGAAGAGGAAGGCCCAGCCGCAGGACACGCGAGGCGGUGCCAAGAAAUACAAAGAGUUCAAGUUCUAGAGCCGAGACGACGGGAAAGGAAAGAGGAAGAGCCCCGCACAGGUUUUAACUUCACAGGACGCAGACUGCAACGCCAAUCAUCUGAUUAGACCAGUAGCAGUAACCAUGUUUGUGUUCCUUUUUUUAAAAAAAGAAAGAAAACUAUAAAUAGACGACGCUUUUGUGACGCGAGAACGCUGCCGUGUAUUUCCUCUGUUCGACGUCUUGGUUAUUUUUUCACUGUAAUCUUGUCCUUUUUGUCUUUUUUUUUUUUGUAAAUAAAUGAAGUGAUGACAGGAGUUCACAA
Messenger RNA from Larimichthys crocea (large yellow croaker), 2850 nucleotides. It is a transcript of the gene sf3b2, whose product is annotated as splicing factor 3b, subunit 2. The transcript has 21 exons. Gene Ontology annotation, cellular component: U12-type spliceosomal complex; nucleus. NCBI's taxonomy places the organism in Eukaryota, Metazoa, Chordata, Actinopteri, Sciaenidae. The coding region runs from base 72 to 2564 and encodes 830 amino acids. The record is from RefSeq and is a predicted model, not a curated record.